AAAAAAAAAAGAGCUGAAAAAUAAAUGCUUACUUAAAGCGAUUCAGGGACACAAAAUCCCCAGCCACAGCCAGUGGAGUUCCCCUAUUCUCCUCUGUUUUUCCUUUAUUAACCCAUCCAUUUCUCCUCUAUCUAUUCUCCGCCUCCUUCUCUUCUUCCCUUUUCCUUCCACACACAGUCACACGCUUGAAAGAUUUCUUAUCGAAUACACAAAAUUAACCAAUAGAAAAAAUGGCCGGAAGCGGUGUUGUUACAGUCUACGGCAACGGUGCAAUCACCGAGACCCAAAAGAAAUCACCUUUUUCCGUCAAGGUGGGCCUGGCCCAAAUGCUCCGUGGCGGAGUUAUCAUGGACGUCGUCACCCCUGAACAGGCCCGCAUCGCCGAGGAAGCCGGUGCAUGUGCCGUCAUGGCCCUCGAGCGUGUCCCCGCCGACAUCCGUGCUCAGGGCGGCGUCGCCCGCAUGUCCGACCCGCAGCUGAUUAAAGAAAUUAAGCAGGCCGUCACCAUCCCUGUUAUGGCUAAGGCUCGAAUUGGCCAUUUCGUGGAGGCCCAAAUCCUCGAAGCCAUCGGAAUCGAUUACGUCGAUGAGUCGGAGGUCCUCACCGUCGCCGACGAGGAUAACCACAUCAACAAGCACAAUUUCCGCAUCCCUUUUGUUUGCGGCUGCCGUAACCUCGGCGAAGCCCUCCGCCGCAUCAGGGAAGGCGCCGCCAUGAUUCGUACCAAAGGUGAGGCCGGCACCGGUAACAUCAUUGAGGCCGUCCGACAUGUCCGGUCGGUGAUGGGCGAUAUUAGGGUCCUCCGCAACAUGGAUGACGAUGAGGUUUUCGCGUUUGCGAAGAAGAUUCAGUCCCCAUAUGACCUGGUUAUGCAGACCAAGCAAUUGGGUAGGCUUCCCGUGGUGCACUUUGCCGCCGGUGGAGUCGCCACUCCGGCUGAUGCGGCGCUGAUGAUGCAAUUGGGAUGCGACGGCGUGUUCGUCGGCUCAGGGGUGUUCAAGAGUGGAGAUCCGGCGAGGAGGGCGAGGGCGAUUGUGCAGGCUGUUACACAUUACAGUGACCCUGAGGUGCUGGUGGAUGUGAGCUGUGGGCUUGGUGAAGCUAUGGUGGGAAUUAAUCUCAAUGACGAAAAGGUGGAGAGGUAUGCGAAUCGUUCUGAAUGAGAUAUGAUGAUGAUGAUGAUUGAAUGGUGAUGGAAAUUGGGGUGGCUUUAUUAGGUGAUGAUGGGAAAAGAAAUUGAUUGAAUUCAAUUUCUGAUAGUAAUAUGGCUUGUGUAGAUUGUGUCAUCAAAGCAAAUUCUAUUCUGCUUAGGCCAGAAGCUUGAAUCUUUAUAGUUCAGCUUUGGAUUACUAUUUGUUAUUUUAGGUUAUGGAUGCUUUGUCAUGGCAAGAAACAUGAAGAAACAUUGGAUGUUUUUGUCUUAUUGAAAUAUUUUAUGCUUCAGUUACAUUUGUUACUUGUAGUUUGCUUCUAGCUCUUAAUUUCUUCUAUGCUAGAGUUGAAUUUGACUUUGCCCCUUUACCAGCUUAUAGUUGGAACUUUUGCUUGGUUGUUUUGAAAAACUUGACUCACCUUGGUGCAUGGGUGAAGAACUAGCCUGUUUAUUUCAGUCACUGAUUUAAUAACUUGUGGUACUCCCAUUUGGGUUCUUGACAAUCACAUUUGUAGAAAUGUUGAAUUUGUCCCAAGUGUGUUGUAUUUUUUCUAACUCUUUAUUCUGGAUGACUUCACUAGUUCAUGGUCUCCUAUCUUUUAUGAAUGAUGAAAGCUCUCACCUGUCACCCCAUAACCAAAUAUCCAAGAUUUAGGUAUUGCUUCAUUAGGUGAUGUAUAUCUUCUCCAUACAGUAGCAGGUGUGCAUGUUUAUUCUGCCUCUGCUUGGACCGUUUCAUCACAGUUUGAGCUCUUUAUGUGGUUACCAUUGGACAUUUGAUUGAAAUUUUAAUAGCAAAACGUGCACAGGAUAAACCUGUUGUGACAAGUUGUAGUGCAUGGU
Messenger RNA from Oldenlandia corymbosa var. corymbosa, 1996 nucleotides. The record is from the annotation of a GenBank genome assembly. Lineage: Eukaryota; Viridiplantae; Streptophyta; Magnoliopsida; Gentianales; Rubiaceae.